This is a messenger RNA of Propithecus coquereli (Coquerel's sifaka), 1417 nucleotides long. It is a transcript of the gene OXNAD1, whose product is annotated as oxidoreductase NAD-binding domain containing 1. Gene Ontology annotation, cellular component: mitochondrion. The coding region runs from base 430 to 1368 and encodes 312 amino acids. The record is from RefSeq and is a predicted model, not a curated record. The transcript has 9 exons. Lineage: Eukaryota; Metazoa; Chordata; Mammalia; Primates; Indriidae. Gene Ontology annotation, molecular function: oxidoreductase activity.
CGGCGGUGUCCUCGCUUCACGUUGCGGGCGUAGAGAAGCCUUGAGCAGACCGCUGAAGGCUGCAGCAGGCGCCAGGUAGCAUCCACGCGGUGCUCGGGAAAAGUGGGGCGCCGCUUUGCUUGGUCUCAGGUGGUGGCGGCGGGAGUAGUAUAGCCUCCUCGACCUCCCUCUCUGGUGACGGCGCAACAGUUCCUGUGGAAUUUAGCUUCACGGAGUGACCUUGAACUCAGGACGACGCUCAGCUUGUUACUGUUCCUGGUUGCAGGAACUUUGUGAGAAUUUCAAUGUAUGGAAAAACUGUCCGUGUUCCAACUUGUGUAUAUUCAAAGGUCUCAGUAUAAUACCAGGACCAAAACAUUCUGUGUCAGUCAGUCAGCCAACUAUACACUUAACGACUCCUAAAAUCUCAUGGACAUCUAAAGAAGUACCAUGGCCUGUCCUGCUGUUUUGAUUCCUGGGUUGUUGCGAGGCUCUGCUGGAGCCAUCUGUGCUCAGGCCCCUUUAUUGAGAUUGACACCCAGCACUUUGCGCUACCUUACUCUAACCAGUGUAAUGCAAUCCAUAAGGAAGACUGAUCACUUGGAGAGAACUGCAAGUGUGAUUCGCCGGGAGAUUGUGUCAGCAGCUAAGGUGUGCGCGGCUGCCAGUGAGUCACCAUCAGUGAAGAGCCUCUGCUUGCUUGUUGCUGAUCAAGACUUUUCUUUUAAAGCUGGCCAGUGGGUUGAUUUCUUUAUCCCAGGAGUCUCUGUGGUUGGUGGAUUUUCAAUAUGCUCCAGCCCAAGACUGCUAGAACAAGAGAGAAUGAUAGAAUUGGCAGUGAAAUAUACGAAUCACCCUCCUGCCCUCUGGAUUCACAAUAAGUGUACACUUGACUCUGAAGUGGCUGUGAGAGUGGGUGGAGAGUUCUUCUUUGACCCUCAGCCUACAGAUGCCUCUAGAAACCUCGUGUUGAUUGCAGGAGGAGUUGGAAUUAACCCCCUGCUUUCCAUCCUGCGGCACUCAGCAGAUCUCCACAGACAGCGGGCAAACAAAGGAAGUGGAUAUAAGAUAGGAACAGUAAAACUAUUCUACAGUGCAAAAAAUACUAGUGAACUCCUGUUUAAGAAAAAUAUCCUCGAUUUAGUAAAUGAAUUUCCUGAGAAGAUUGCAUGCAGUUUGCAUGUUACAAAACAGACUACACAAAUCAGUGCAGAACUCAAGCCAUAUAUCACGGAAGGAAGAAUAACAGAAAAGGAGAUAAGAGAUCAUAUUUCAAAAGAGACUUUGUUCUAUAUUUGUGGCCCACCUCCAAUGACGGACUUUUUCUCCAAGCAAUUGGAAAAUAGCCAUGUUCCCAAAGAACAUAUUUGCUUUGAGAAGUGGUGGUAGAAGCAAGCAAAGGCAGAAAAGAGAAAGAGGUGGUGAGAUUUUCUCAGGA